CAUUAAGAAUGGAAGGAAGGAGCUAAGAAACUCCAAGGACUCCCACCCAAGAACUCCACACCUAAAGUUAAAUGUUCUAUCUACUUUUGGCUUUUCUCACAACCUCCUUGUCUCUUUGUCCUGAUAUAAGAAGAUAGUACCAAAUGGAUGGUCUAUGGGUUUGAAAAGAAAACAAAUAGUGGUUUUGGAGGCACUUGUGAGGGCUUUCCUUGCAAUCCCCACUAUCACCCACUAAGCAACAACCAAGGGUGUUGUUUUGCUUUGUUAGGGCAUGUUUGGAUUGUUCAUUGAUGGGGAAUAAUACCAAGCCUGGCCAGCUCUUAUUCCCAUCCACUUCACAUUCAGACAAAAGAAAUUUAAACAAGUUAGAGAGAGAGAGAGAGAAAAGGGAAGAAAACAAGGAAAGAGGGGAGAGAGAGAGAGAGGUAGAGAGGGCUCUGUCUUUCACAAAUUCCAUAUUCCUCUGAUCCCCCCAAAGGACAACAAACCAAUGACGACAAAAACAACUUCUUACAUUGUCGCCAACGCAGCCAUGGAAAAGUCCUUCAAGAUAAGGGCUUUCAUUUCAAUUGACACGCACUCCAGCAACAAAACCCUAGAACUCAACACUAAAUACCUCUGAAGACACUUUGGUGGGUGAAGGGAUUGGAGCAGCAAUUUAGGCAAUUUUCAUAGGGUAUUUUUCUGGGUUUUUUGUUAAUUGGAAAACCCAGUUGAGAAUUUGAAUUUGCUCGUCUUUUAUGAGUUGUUCAGGGAAACACUGCUGAAGUUGCUCUCUCUGGAAUGAUUCAAGAGGACGGAUCUUCAUCUGUAACUUCGUCGCCCCUUCAAAUCUUUUCCCUCAUGUCACUUUCUCCGGGUUUGGGCUCACCAUAUCCCUGGCUUAAGGAGCUGAAAUCCGAGGAGCGGGGUUUGUAUCUUAUCCGUCUUCUCGUGGCCUGUGCUAACCAUGUUGCCGCUGGCAGCAUUGAGAACGCAAAUAUUGGCCUUGAGCAUAUUUCCCAUCUAGCUUCUCCUGAUGGAGAUACAGUCCAGCGAAUAGCUGCUUAUUUCACUGAAGCACUUGCUGAUCGAAUGCUGAAAGGUUGGCCUGGUUUGCACAAGGCCCUCAAUUCGACAAAGAUAUCUUCUAUAUCUGAAGAGAUUCUUGUCCAGAAAUUGUUCUUUGAGCUCUGCCCCUUCCUGAAGCUCUCAUAUGUUAUUACCAACCAGGCUAUUAUUGAAGCCAUGGAAGGGGAGAAGAUGGUUCAUAUUAUUGACCUCAAUUCAUUUGAAUCUGCCCAGUGGAUUAAUCUUCUUCAGUCAUUAAGUGCACGGCCAGAAGGUCCACCCCAUCUGAGAAUUACAGGUAUUCAUGAACAGAAAGAGGUGUUGGAUCUAAUGGCUCUUCAGCUGACAAAAGAAGCCGAAAAAUUGGAUAUCCCAUUUCAAUUUAAUCCUAUAGUUAGCAAAUUAGAGAAUCUUGAUUUUGAAAGUCUGCGUGUUAAGACAGGAGAAGCACUUGCAAUCAGCUCCGUACUACAACUUCAUACUCUCUUGGCAAUUGAUGAUGAGAUGGUUGGAAAAUCCCCUUCAGCAUCCAAGAACACUAGUGCAGUUCACUUGCAGAGAGUUUUGCAGAUGAACCAACGCACAUUAGGAGAGUGGCUCGAAAAAGAUUUGCCCAAUGUUUACAUUCCAAGUCCUGAAUCUGCAUCGGCAUCAACAACAUCCCCACUAUCUUUGGCCAGUUCACCAAAGAUGGGGAGCUUUCUUGCUGCUCUUUGGGGCCUCUCACCAAAGCUGAUGGUGGUAACAGAGCAAGAAUCAAACAAUAAUUGUCCUACUCUGAUGGAAAGAGUCAUGGAAGCAUUAAAUUUUUAUGCAGCACUAUUUGAUUGCUUGGAAUCUACCUUAUCAAGGGCUUCCAUUGAGCGACAGAAAGUGGAGAAGAUGCUUUUUGGAGAGGAAAUUAAGAAUAUCAUAGCAUGUGAGGGACCCGAAAGGAAAGAGAGGCAUGAAAAGCUUGAGAAAUGGGUUAUGAGGCUUGAGCUGGCUGGGUUUGGGAGGGUGCCUCUGAGCUACCAAGGAAUGUUGCAGGCAUCGAGGUUGCUGGUGAGUUAUGGUUAUGAUGGGUAUAGGAUGAAAGAAGAGAAUGGGUGUUUGGUCAUUUGCUGGCAAGACCGGCCCCUUUUCUCUGUCUCUGCUUGGAGGUUUAAGAGGUAUGAUUAAAACAUUUGACAACACGGAGACUUAGUUUUCCAUUUUGUCUUCUCUGUAUAAAGGAUAUUCAAGUUUUGUCAUUUCUCUGAUAGUGCAUAGUGUUUUGUGGAAAGGUUUGAAGAACUUAA
This is a messenger RNA of Vitis vinifera (wine grape), 2330 nucleotides long. Its product is annotated as scarecrow-like protein 3. Gene Ontology annotation, molecular function: sequence-specific DNA binding; DNA-binding transcription factor activity. The transcript has 2 exons. Gene Ontology annotation, cellular component: nucleus. Lineage: Eukaryota; Viridiplantae; Streptophyta; Magnoliopsida; Vitales; Vitaceae. Bases 784 to 2211 code for a protein of 475 amino acids. Gene Ontology annotation, biological process: regulation of DNA-templated transcription. The record is from RefSeq and is a predicted model, not a curated record.